Molecule: messenger RNA, 2116 nt
Organism: Amblyraja radiata (thorny skate)
Lineage: Eukaryota; Metazoa; Chordata; Chondrichthyes; Rajiformes; Rajidae
Product: proton channel OTOP3
Exons: 6
Coding region: 1-1734 (577 amino acids)
Biological process (GO): proton transmembrane transport
Cellular component (GO): membrane
Molecular function (GO): proton channel activity
Source: RefSeq, a predicted model, not a curated record
AUGGUGAACGCAGACGAGGUGGAGGCGAGCGGGCCGGAGAAGCUGCCGCUGGAGGGUGCGGGAACGGCCAGCGAGGGGCCCGCGGAGAAACGCGGGCAGCUGCUGUCCGGGCUGCUGGCUGUGAAUAUCCUCUUCCUGGGAUCUGCCCUGGUCCUCAGUUCCAUCUUCAACCGAGAGUCCGUGUCGGGCACCAACGUGUUGCUCCUGCUCAUGGCGCUGAGUGCUCUGGCCGUGGGCUGGAUGACCUUCCACCGGCUGGCCGUCCCCCUCGUCCCUCACCGAGACCUGCACGCCGGCGCCAUCUGGCUCCGAGGGGCGGUGCUGCUGUUUGGAGUCUGCACUAUUCUGCUUGAUGCUUUCAAGGUGGGAUACUACCUUCAGUUCAAGGGUGGUGCCCGCACCGUGAAGGUUGUUUACCCCAUUGUGGAAGCGAUCUUCAUCAGCACUCAGACAUUCUUAUUAUGGUUUCACUCGAGAGACUGCCUCCACGUGCACCGAGAUGCCACCAGGUGUGGACUGAUGGUGACCUUGGGCACCAACCUGAUAAUGUGGAUGACUGCAGUCACUGAUGACUCUGUUCACAAGGAAUUAGAGGUUGAACAGCAGGCCCCGCACAAUGGGAGCAGCUCACAGCUCACAGGUAUCGAGAAUAUCUCGGAUUUCCAGUGCCAGGGGGAACUCUGCACCAUAUUUCAGAGGGGCAUUGUUAUCAUGUACCCCUUUUCCAUAGAGUAUUGCCUCAUUUCUUCUACUAUGCUUUACAUCAUGUGGACCAAUGUCGGAAGGACCAUCAACCACCAUGGACCACAUACAAGCCACAGGUUCAGAGGUUACGGGCUUGUUCUGGGACCUCUGCUGGGUGUAGUGGCGAUAAUCAUCGGCUUGUUUAUCUUCGUCCUGUAUCAGAUUGAGGUUUCCGGGGACCCCACGCAGCCCGCCCCCUUCAUCCAGUUCUACAGUUUCCACAUCGUCUUGCUCUCCGUCAUGUCUCUCUGCUCUCUGGCUGCAUUAGCUGUUCACAGGUGGGAAGAGAGAGAGGUCGACUGCAUGGAGAACCCAAGCCGCAGCCUGGACGUGGUUUUGCUGCAGGUCGCUGCGCUCGGACAGCUGUGCAUCUCGUACUUCUCCAUCGUGGCCAUUGUGUCCACCCGCUCCGGACGGUCCAUGGAUCUCCUCAACCUUGUCUACUCCUUACUCAUAAUCAUCGAACACAUCCUGCAGAACCUCUUCAUCAUUGAGGGCUUGCACCGGCAGAGCGCUCCGGAGGACCUUUGCUUAAGCUUUGUCGGGGCUUGUGGUAAAGAUUCCACCAUCAACCUUCAGAACCUCAAGGAGCAAGGAUCUCUGUCCUCAGAAAUGUUCCAAGAACCCACGGAAGCAACAGUAAAUGACCAGGCGGAUGUGUCUGCUGAGCAGAAUGAUACAGAUGACCCACCAGAUGGCUCAUCUGACCUAAACUCCAGAAAACUCGCUCCCCCAGCCCCACAAUCCACCAACACGCUCAACUGGAAACGAAAAUUCCUGAAGGAGAUCUCGAUGUUUAUGAUCAUGUCCAACCUUAUCCUAUGGGUUAUGCCAGCAUUUGGAGCGCAGCCCCAGUUUGAAAAUGGAUUGGAGAAACGGUUCUACGGGUUUUCUGUCUGGUUUGCCAUUCUAAACUUUGGACUACCUUUGGGAGUCUUUUAUCGGAUGCAUUCUGCUGGCAAUCUCCUGGAAAUCUACCUCUCUGCCUGAUUUCUACGACUGUACGUGGAUGACCAGUUAUUGAAGAUAAACUUAACACCUGGAGGAGCCUAUUCUCUCCUGGUGGAAACUGCAUCACAUUCUGAUUGCCCACUCACCAUCCAACAGCCGACAUUUUAUCACCUAAAAGUAAGUCAUUGCUCCAUUCCCUUUCUUCACCUCAGACAAGGCUAAACUGCUGCUUGAUUCUUCAAUCUUUAUUAUUGAAGAGUAUAUCUCAAUUCCACAAAUACGUCAUGUCCAUUUUUGGAAAUAACUCAUUCUUCAGCCUUGAAGAAUUGAUCACUGUCUGAUUCCUCAAUAGAGAAGAUUGCUCACUGAAGAAUAGACCAUUGUCUGGCUCCUCACCAAAGAGUGAAUUGCUGCAUGAUCC